CAGGCUAUACGAGAUGGUGUUAUAGAAGCGAGAAUAGACCAUGAGAAGGGUUACGUCCAAUCGAAAGAGACUAGUGAUAUUUACGGAACCAGAGAACCAAUGGCUGCCUUCCAUCAACGUAUCAGUUUCUGUCUUGGAAUACACAAUCAUUCUGUUAAGGCGAUGAGAUUUCCACCAAAGUCAUACAACAAAGAUCUAGAAUCAGCUGAGGUUAGUACAGAAUUUUUUCUGGGUGUGAGAACAGUUUGGGCUGGGGGUGGGGAAAUAUGGAACUAG
Messenger RNA from Lottia gigantea (owl limpet), 276 nucleotides. RefSeq lists its product as hypothetical. Gene Ontology annotation, cellular component: proteasome complex; proteasome regulatory particle, lid subcomplex. The transcript has 2 exons. Gene Ontology annotation, biological process: regulation of protein catabolic process; ubiquitin-dependent protein catabolic process. NCBI's taxonomy places the organism in Eukaryota, Metazoa, Mollusca, Gastropoda, Lottiidae. The annotation marks the transcript as partial. Gene Ontology annotation, molecular function: enzyme regulator activity. The record is from RefSeq and is a predicted model, not a curated record.